AUGCUGUCAGACGUGAUACGAAUUCACGUGGCAAAUGUGCCACAGGACAAGCGGACCCUGUGCCCAGAACCCCUAUCCAGCCGCCAGGUGGGCCAAUCUGAUGGAGAAGCGGGCGAUUGCGUGAUAUAUUCUUCCGGUGCCCAGAAAUGCCAGCCCCACUCCGGCCAAGACUGGGUCAGUCGUAAAGCAAUCACGGAUCCCGGGUGUGUGAAAUACUUGUUCAAAUCGGCUUUUGCCCAUAUGGGCAAUCAGAAACGCGCUGGUGGUGGCCACGGCUGA
Molecule: messenger RNA, 279 nt
Organism: Protopolystoma xenopodis
Lineage: Eukaryota; Metazoa; Platyhelminthes; Monogenea; Polystomatidea; Polystomatidae
Source: the annotation of a GenBank genome assembly